AUGCAACGAUCCUUUUCCUUGUUGAGAACAGCCGGUGCUUCCAACGCGCUUGUCGUGAAGCCGUUCUUUUGUAUCAUCCCAACCAUCGAUCGCCCUAAAUGCCUCAGUCUCGCCGCAGAAAGCGGCGGUGCAUACGUAGGAGUGAAGGGAGCGAACGUUUGGCGGGCGGGGAAGCGAAUCACAGCGGUACGUAGCACCGUGAACAACGGCGUCGAAAGCAGCACUUCCAGUAGCAGCAAUGCAGGAAAUCCCGAACCGCUGUCGCAACUUCCCGAUUGGUCGGGAAUUACCUAUACGCGGCUGCAGCUACGUCCAGAGCCACAGUUACCGCCACGUGUUGAGCACCUAUUGGUGGAACGAGAAGGCCGCGUUGUGGAUGUGGUAGCUGAAUCACUCGACCUUCCAACAGAAUACGUCACAGAUUUGAUACGAUUCGGUGGGAUCUACCACGCCCAGGUGCCACCUCCCCCGCCUCCGAACCUCCCUCCAGAGGCCCUUCAAGCCUACCUCGAAUUUAUCGCCCAGCACACCACUGACCCCUCCUCCUCGCCCUCCUCUCCCACCUCCGCUUCCUCCUCCUCUUCCUCCUCCCCCUCCUCCUCCUCGCAUAAACCAAAGGUCACAUUGGCAGAGUUGCAGAAGGUUAGAAGGGUGGAGGUGGGGGGAGUGCGGGGAAGAUGCGUUGGGCAGAAGGAGAAGAGGCAAAGGCAGAGGUCCCGAGACAAGGUGGGGAAGAAGGGCUCGGGUAGUGGGAGAGAUUUGAGGGGCAAGAGGGACGGGAGGGAUGGUAGAGGCGAGGAGAAUCAUCAGCAGCAGAAGCAAAAGCAGAAGCAGCAUCAGGAGGGGGGGGAGGAGGAGGAGGAGUAUGGAGUGGGCGGCACAGUGGGCAACCUGGUGGAGUGUUGCACCUCCUUCGGAGGGCAAGUUGUGGGGCUCAAUCACCCAUUGCAGCUCACUCAGCUCAACCCCCCCAUCAUGCGCCCCAUGAUACAUCGCCCUUCGGUUUGCAUGCUGCAGGUGGGCGGCACAGUGGACAACCUGGUGGAGUGUUGCGCCUUCUUUGGAGGCCAAGCAGUGGGGCUCAUUCGCCCACUGCAGCUCACGCACCAGCUCGACCUCUGCACGCAGGGCUGUGUAGUAAUGGCCAAGAACCGCCAGUUCGCCAGUCGUUUCAACCAGCUGCUUCAGAAUCGCAAGGUUCGCAAGCUCUACAAAGCCCUGACCGCAUCUGCUCCUGCUCCGGGCAGGCACAUACAUUUCAUGCUGCCCGACCCGUACUCCCCGAAGAUUUUAACCCGAGAAGCCAUGCCAGGCUGGCAGCGCUGCGAGCUCGUGAUUCGCCGAGUGGAGGAGGUGCCGUGGCCUGCUGAUUCCGUGCUGGCUGCUGCUGACGUGGACUGUUCCUAUUGGCCAGCUGCUGACGUGGCAUACGAGUGCCUGGUAGAGCUCAUUACAGGGAGAACACACCAGCUUCGAGCGCAGUUUGCAGCGCUGGGCGCGCCUCUCAUCGGAGACACCAUGUAUGGCCCCUCCCAAGCCCAGCAGGCCGCACCUAUGGUUCUAAAAGCAACCAUACCCAGCAACCGUGGUUCGGAUGGUGUGAAGGGGAAUGGAGUGGAGAGUUUGGGCCAAGAGAGGAGAAAGGAGUUUGUGGAUGCGGAGGUGCUUUCCCAGGCGAAGCACCUUUUUGGGGAGGCACCGGAAGCGGCUAUUGGCUUGCAGGCGUUUUCUGAGCCAUCUUUUGAGUCUGACUCAAAAGCAGUCCUCUCUUGUUUCAGAGCUGGAGCCAUUGUCAUCUGGGCAAUGCCGCGCGUUCGUUCGUAA
Molecule: messenger RNA, 1824 nt
Organism: Closterium sp. NIES-65
Lineage: Eukaryota; Viridiplantae; Streptophyta; Zygnematophyceae; Desmidiales; Closteriaceae
Source: the annotation of a GenBank genome assembly